AUGGUCGAAAUCUCAGAUAAUGUGCGGAAUUUCAUCGCAUUUUGGUAUGUUUUGAAUAUGCUAAUUUAUGGGAUUUUUAAAAUUUUUUGGAAAUUUUUAUACAGUGGCUGAUCCAGUGGCAAAAAACGUACCAUUUUGCAUCCGGGAAGUAUCAAAAAUGCGGCAAAAUGCUUCCCUCUCCAAGGGUAAAAAACUUCGUUUUGAAGGGCGCUCGCUCGCAAAAAGAGCGGGCUUUUAAAAUAAGGUUUUUUCACUUGGAGAGGGAGGCAUUUUGCCACAUUUUUUGAUACUUCCUGGAUGCAAAAUGGUACUUUUUUUGCCACUGGAUCAGGUCCUCGCUGUAUCAAAAAAUUUUUUUAAUUUUUGUAAAAAAAUUUUUUUCCAGGAUUUUUGGGUUAUGCAACAACUUUGCCUAUGUGAUUAUGCUCAGCGCUGCCUCAGAUAUAAUCGAAAAAGACAAUGGGCAUCACGAAGGAGGGGCAAAUGAAACAAGUUCUGAUCCCCCCUGCCAAGAAGUGAUACCCACUAGAGAAUGCACAACAGCGACGGUGGGAGCAGUCCUAUUGGCCGACAUUUUGCCAAGUUUGUUCGCGAAAUUGGCGUUACCAUUCUUCAUGCAUCGACUACCGCAUGGGUAAGAUGUUUGGGGUAUUAUAAUAGUAGGCAAAAUGAGCGUAAACGCUGAUUUUUGGGAAGGCAAAAGCUCCAAAAUUUAAAAAUAAAUUAAUAAAUCACUUUCAGAGUCCGCCAUUUGAUUGUGUGCCUGCUUCAAGCCACAAGUUAUAUUAUUGUAGCCUUCUCUCCAAAUUUGACACUAAGUUUGUUUGGAGUGGUAUGCGCUGCGCUUGGGUCGGGGAUCGGAGAGAACGCAUACCUCGCAUUGACGUCGCAUUAUACAGGGUAAGUCGAAAAAAAUAUUACGGGAUCUUUCACGGACUUUUUUGAAAAGAGGCCAAUUUCUCAUGAAUAAUAUAAUUUUGAUAGCGAGGAUGAUUCAAAUUAGGUUUAAUGCUUCUAAAUUUUUAUUUUAGAGUGCUACAGAAGUUUUUUUUUACUUUUUUAAGAGUUUUGUCAUCAAUUUUAACGUUUGCAACAGAAUGCCAAAAAUGGCGGGAAUUUGAAUUUUAAAAUUUUUAAGGUUAAAGUAUGUAGAAAAACACUUUUAAAUUUAUAAAUUAACACUUUAGCCAUGUAUAGAAAAUAAUUUUUUUACAUUUUUAGCAACGCAAUAUCCGCAUGGUCCUCUGGUACAGGUGGCGCUGGAAUUUUCGGAUCUCUGGCUUAUGCAGCGCUGACUGAGCAACAUUUCCUCGGGUUAUCUCCUCGAACAACCUUACUCAUCAUGCUUGUCAUCCCAAUUCUUUUCUAUUUGACGUGAGUUUUGAGAUUUUUCCAGCGGUCGAAAAUAUUUUUCCCCGUAAAUUCUUAAAUUUCUACCGUAAAAUUUUGAUGACAAAAAGUAGUAGAGCUUUCAUUUUAGACACUACACAGUCCUAGUCCCCUCUCCCACCGUAUACCGAGCGAACAUUACCCAGCCCAACACUUGGAUUGUCCCUUCAACCCCCAAAAAACAUGUCAUUUCGGCAUCAACAAUAGAUGACAAGGACACGAUCGGGAAGCCGGCGUGGACUUCGAGUGAUGAGAGCAUCAAUAAUAAGGACGAUGAUCAGGUGUACAGUUCAACGAUUGGGUCGUUGACUACAGUGCAACGGAUGAAAUUGGUUGUUCCCCUGUUGAAGUACAUGAUCCCGGUGGCAUUGGUUUAUUAUGCGGAAUAUCUGAUCAACCAGGGAUUGGUGAGUUGAAAAUGGCGUUAGAAUAGGUUAAUAGAUAUAAAAUAAGUCGUGACCUGUAAGGGAAAAGUGGUUUCUAGGCAAAAUUUGAACUUGAAAGUUUUCGUGGUGGGACUCAAAACAAGACUUGAUGAAAUUGAAAAAUGGAAUCUUAAAAUAAUGGAAAGCCAAAAAGACAGUUUUUUGUUUCAAAAAAUGUCCAAUCUUGCACCUGAAGCUUGCUUGGUACUGCUUUUUAAUGGGCAUUGUAAGCAUGGAUAAUAUCAAAAACUUGCUAAAAAAACGACCUUUUUUGGGGCAAAGAUUUCAUUCAUUCCGCCAUUUUUUUUAAUUGAAUUUAGACUCUACUACAGUGGGGGGCCCGAACGAACCAUUUUGCAUCCGGGAAGUAUCAAAAAUGUGGCAAAAUGCUUCCCUCUCCAAGUGAAAAAACUCCGAUUUCAAAAAGGCGCGUUCUUCAAAACGAAGUUUUUCACUUUGAGAGGGAAGCAUUUUGCCACAUUUUUGAUGCUUCCCGGAUGCAAAAUGGUACGUUUUUGACACUGGAUCAGGUCCCUCAAAAAAUGUUUAUACUUUUUUCUUCAAUUUAUUGCAAAUUUUUCAGACACAACACAUGGUUUUUGAAUGCUCGAAAGGCUUUGAUAUCUCACCCAAGGGUCAGUACCGCUGGUAUCAGGUCCUGUACCAACUGGGAGUCUUCAUUUCCCGCUCCUCUGUCAACAUUAUCGAGCUUCCGUAUUGGGGAUUGCUGGUGCUUCCGGUGCUUCAAUUUUCGAAUACGAUUUUCUUCUUCUUCGAGGCCAUUUUUUACUUCAUUCCGCAUAUUUGGGUCACCUUUGUGGUCAUUCUGUUUGAAGGGUUCUUUGGAGGCGCCAGUUAUGUGAACACUUUCCAUCGAAUUCAUAAAGAUGUAGGUUGAAAAAACGAAUAAAUUUAAGUUCCAGUCGGACCCCCGUUUCCGCGAAUUCAACCUGGCCGUUGCGUCGCUGGCGGACGCCGUUGGAAUUGUCUUGGCCGGCUUCUCGGCCAUCGCACUCCACAAUUAUAUCCUCUGCCCAUUAAAGGAAUAG
Bursaphelenchus xylophilus (pine wood nematode) is the source of this 2863-nucleotide messenger RNA. NCBI's taxonomy places the organism in Eukaryota, Metazoa, Nematoda, Chromadorea, Rhabditida, Aphelenchoididae. The record is from the annotation of a GenBank genome assembly.